Messenger RNA from Penaeus vannamei (Pacific white shrimp), 1109 nucleotides. RefSeq names its product histone H2A-like. The record is from RefSeq and is a predicted model, not a curated record. Gene Ontology annotation, cellular component: chromatin; nucleosome. Gene Ontology annotation, molecular function: structural constituent of chromatin; protein heterodimerization activity; DNA binding. Gene Ontology annotation, biological process: heterochromatin formation. Lineage: Eukaryota; Metazoa; Arthropoda; Malacostraca; Decapoda; Penaeidae.
UGCGGAUUGGCUGACGGUUGAAAAGGCCAACAAUACCGCAUGAAGAACCGAAGGCAGGCCAGACAAGACCUCGAAACCGACGUGAAAGCACGCAAAUUCCCUUAGUUUUUCUCGUUUGUACGUAAUAUCCAAAGAUGUCUGGCCGUGGCAAGGGAGGCAAGGUGAAGGGCAAGUCAAAGUCCAGGUCUAGCCGUGCUGGCCUUCAGUUCCCAGUUGGUAGGAUUCAUAGACUUCUUCGCAAGGGAAAUUACGCUGAGCGUGUAGGAGCUGGUGCUCCCGUGUACCUGGCUGCAGUUAUGGAGUACCUUGCUGCUGAGGUUUUGGAGUUGGCUGGUAAUGCUGCAAGAGACAACAAGAAAACUCGUAUCAUCCCUCGUCACCUCCAGUUGGCCAUUCGCAAUGAUGAGGAACUCAACAAAUUACUCUCUGGAGUAACAAUUGCUCAGGGAGGAGUCCUGCCCAAUAUCCAGGCUGUGCUCUUACCAAAGAAGACAGAGACAAAGAUGGGAAAGAUGAAGAGCCAGUCUCAGGAGUAUUAGGCAGCAUGAAGCAUCAGCUCAGAAAAAAAAUUAUUGGCAGUUUAAUUUCUUCAAACUGUCUAUUUUCUAUUGUUUAGCAUCCUUGUUGAUAAGCAUAAGCACUUCAUUAUUUUCCUUUUAUCAUCUUAAUGUUGGCCCAACAAAAAGGAAACCCAUUAAAUAUGAACACUUGAUCAAUACUUGAUUGUUGUUUUUCAUUCAUCCCUUCAUUUCGAUUGUUGUGCUUUUCAUUUAUACUUUCAUUUGUAGUGGUAUGCUUGCAAUGCUAAACUUUGUUGAAAUGAUCUGGCAGCACUUUCCUUAUAUUUUCAAACUUUCAUCAGUUCUUUACAAAGCUCUGUCAAUGAGAAACAAGAUUUUGCUGUUGUGUACAUUACAGUUAAGAAAACUUACUGAUGAUUAGACAUAGCAAAGGUAGUUCUGAGUAAGGUGUUUCCUUUUUUUGUUAAAAACACUCCAUUCCUAUUUCAAGAAGUACAAGCUUUUAGUUUAAGGAUGUCACAAGUGUGAUUGUAUUUUACUGCCAGAGUUGUCAGGUUUUAUGCUUUUGUAUUAAAUGUGUCUCUUAAA